Molecule: messenger RNA, 1037 nt
Organism: Haplochromis burtoni (Burton's mouthbrooder)
Lineage: Eukaryota; Metazoa; Chordata; Actinopteri; Cichliformes; Cichlidae
Product: tumor necrosis factor receptor superfamily member 13B
Exons: 5
Coding region: 152-895 (247 amino acids)
Cellular component (GO): plasma membrane
Source: RefSeq, a predicted model, not a curated record
CCUCAUGCAUAGGGGGAAGUCCCCAGUCUGGCACUUAGUGUAUAUUUAAAUUAGCUUCCACGCUGAAAUACAGGCCUGUGUCACUCUCAUCUUCAAAUCAAGGAUUCUCCCUCCGCGUCUUCAUCUCGCUUGUGUGAGGGUUAUCAGGCCGAUGGGUGGAGGCUGUGCUGAAGGUCAGUAUCGGGAUGCUUUGGUGGGGUGUAUGGACUGUCUGGGGACAUGUCAGAAAUCACUUGUAAUCAGCAGAUGCAGAAGUUUCUGUGAGGCUGUAAAUUGUAAGACUCAACCUGGCCACUACUACGAUAAGCUGCUAAACAAAUGUAUAGAGUGUAAAGAGAUCUGCGGCACACAUCCUCCAGAAUGCGCCCCACACUGCCAGACUGAAGUUGUCGCAGGACCCUCCACACUGAAAGACUCUGAUAUCCUCAUCUACUCCCUGCUGGCUGUGUGCCUGGCGCUGCUGUUUUCUAGCUUGUUUCUGGCCUUUGUAGCCUUUCUUAGAGGAGGCAAGGCCAAAACCUCUAACCAAGGAUCCACACAGGGCAGUCAAUCCAAGAAGAAGAAAGAGAGCGAGGCCAGGCCGGGACAGGAGACUGGUAUUCCAGCUGGGCAACUUGGAAAAAGCUCCAAAGAUAUUCUAAUGUCUCCGAGCUGCCCCGUUAACCUCGAGCCAUCAGACGACUCCCUGCCAACAGAGACCUGCGUGUGUGUCCACUGCUUCCCUGACAUGAACGUGCGAGGCCCGGCUCACAGCAGGACGCUCAGAGACCCUCCUGUGCUCUACCAGCAAGCUGUCCUCCAAAGAGCCCAGACCCAAAACGGAGGGGCUUGCUGGACGGAGCAGAGCUUCCGAACCUACGACAUGAAGGUCCAGGAGGAGGCAGCAGUGGGAUGAGUUUAGUGGUGCAAGUGAACUGGAAUUAAUUACCGUGUCUCCGAUCCAUCAGAGAAGGUUGUCGAUAUACUGGAUAUUUUGUUGGGGUAAAAAAACAACAACAAAAAAACCCCCAAAACCAACAAUAGCAAAAAAAAACAAC